UUGCCAUGGCAACAAGCUAGAGCAUCGCCAUUUUGUCAGGAGGGUUUUUUUCCCCCCCAAGCUCAGUCGUUUCAAAUGUUCUCCCUUCCCGCCGGAAUAAUGCUGUCAAUGGAUAUACAUUUGACGUUUUUGGAUAACGAGACGCGUCUAAUGGAUCGGGUGAAGAUGCUCAAGAGGCCGACAUUUUAACGCUGUUUAAAUAAUUAGGCGGCGCCGCACUUACUCGGUUGUCCGUGUCUCUGGUCUACCGGGCCGGUUCACUGCGCAGGUUUGGACCGCGCGCCAUUUUGUGAAAAUUGACACAAAAUUCCAAAGCCAAAUUACCAGAGGACGCGGGUCGUGUUUCGUGUUAAAAAUACACGGACUGCGCCCGCGCUACCGAGCGGGUCGUGGAGGUCGACGCCAAUUUUACAAAGACUGCGUAAAAUCAGUUUGACGUACCUUUUAUUUAGCGGCGGCUACGAUUGUUAGCUUGAGGCUAGCCUGGGAAGCUAGCGCUAGCCACGACAGAUAGCUAACGUUAGCUGCGUUCAUUUUGUCAACUAGCUAGCCAAUUCGCUAAGGUUAGCUACUGACUUAUGCGUGCUAGUUAACGUUAGCAUGCUGCUAGUCAUCAGCUGAUGGUAACGUUACUGUAAUGUUGCUCCGAUUGUCGACGUCGUUCAACUAAAUCUCUAUCGAAAUGAAGAGUUUAUUAGAUCUGGCUGGUGAAUUAUUGUAGUAUUUGCCGGUCCGAGGAAGGGGGGGAUCGGAUUUAACGUUAUCAAUACUCGCUAACCGUGCAGGGAGGGGAGAAUCACCAAGCUGGAGAAGUUUCCUCAUCAUACAGGUUAUUGGACUUUAAAUGAAGAUCGUGCCAUCAGAGUUGCUUUGCUGCUGGACUCUCCUCCCAGGAUGAUAUGAAAUUUUUGCAGAAGAUGCAUCCAGGAGGAGAGACUUCAGCAUGCAAACCUUCGUCUGUCCGGCUUGCGCCCUCUUUUUCUUUACACACUGCUGGUCUUCAGAUGGCUGCUCCAAUGCCCCAUACGCACCAGCAGUACAGUGACCGCCACCAGCCAAGCACUGACCAAUCUGUUACGGUCCUACCGUACAGCGACCAGACACCACAGCUCACUGCCAAUCAGAGGCACAUGCCCCAGUGCUUUCGUGACCCAACUUCAGCUCCCCUGAGGAAGCUCUCCAUUGACCUUAUCAAAACAUAUAAACACAUCAAUGAGGUGUAUUAUGCAAAAAAGAAGCGACGGCACCAACAGGGUCAGGGCGAAGACUCCAGUCACAAAAAAGAAAGGAAAGUCUUCAAUGAUGGCUAUGACGAUGAUAACUAUGACUACAUCGUCAAGAAUGGGGAGAAGUGGAUGGACCGAUAUGAGAUUGAUUCCUUGAUAGGAAAAGGAUCGUUUGGACAGGUUGUGAAAGCAUACGACCGUGCAGAGCAGGAAUGGGUUGCCAUUAAGAUCAUCAAGAACAAGAAAGCUUUCCUCAAUCAAGCCCAGAUUGAAGUGCGCCUCCUAGAGCUCAUGAACAAACAUGAUACUGAGAUGAAAUACUACAUUGUUCACCUAAAGCGUCACUUCAUGUUUCGGAACCACCUCUGCCUCGUGUUUGAGAUGCUUUCAUAUAACCUGUACGACCUGCUUCGAAACACCAACUUCCGUGGCGUCUCGCUCAACCUCACCCGGAAGUUCGCCCAGCAGCUAUGCACGGCGCUGCUUUUCCUGGCCACGCCCGAGCUCAGCAUCAUCCACUGUGACCUGAAGCCCGAGAACAUCCUCCUAUGUAACCCCAAGAGGAGCGCCAUCAAAAUAGUGGACUUUGGCAGCUCGUGCCAGCUGGGACAAAGGAUAUAUCAGUAUAUCCAGAGUCGCUUCUACCGCUCCCCAGAGGUGCUUCUGGGAAUGCCCUACGAUCUGGCCAUUGACAUGUGGUCUUUGGGUUGCAUCUUGGUAGAGAUGCAUACAGGAGAACCUCUCUUCAGUGGAGCCAAUGAGGUGGACCAGAUGAACAAAAUAGUGGAGGUUCUCGGCAUCCCACCUAAUCACAUAAUGGACCUAGCCCCAAAAGCCAGGAAGUUCUUUGAGAAGCUUUCAGAUGGCACAUGGAGUGUUAAAAAGACCAAAGAUGGCAAAAGGUAUAAACCUCCAGCUUCACGGAAGCUCCACUCCAUCCUGGGUGUGGAGACAGGGGGGCCGGGUGGGCGGCGGGCAGGGGAGUCUGGCCACGCCGUCGCUGACUACUUGAAGUUCAAGGACCUGAUCCUGCGGAUGCUGGACUACGACCCCAAGAGCCGCAUCCAGCCCUACUAUGCCCUGCAGCACAGCUUCUUCAAGAAGACGGCGGACGAGGGGACCAAUACAAGCAGCAGCGUGUCAACGAGCCCCGCAUUAGAGCAGUCCCAGUCUUCAGGAACCACCUCCAGCACCUCCUCUAGUUCAGGGGGGUCAUCUGGAACAAGCACCAGUGGCAGAGCAAGGUCAGACCCUACCCAUCACCACUUACAUAGUGGAGGACACUUCGGCACAGCCAUGCCAGCCAUUGAUGGGGACAGCCUCUGCCCACAGGCUCGACAGGCCUAUCCACCUCCACUGGUGUGGGGAGGUGGAGUCGGACCAGAGUCGGUCACCGGCGAGACCCACCCAGUCCAGGAGACCACCUUCCACGUUCCCCCUCAGCACCCUAAGGCCCUGCAUCCCCACUCACACACUCAUCACCACCACGGGCAGAUGAUGGCAACACGACCACGCCCACGCCACUACACCUCCCCGACACACAGCUCCUCGACGCAGGACUCCAUGGAGGUGGUUCACGGCCAUCUGUCUAUGACCUCCCUGUCUUCCUCUGCUUCCUCUUCCUCUACAUCUUCCUCUUCCACUGGGAACCAUGGCAACCAGGCCUACCAGCUCCGCCAUUUGCCCGCCGGAGCGCUGGACUUUGGUCAGAAUGGUGGGCUGAGCAUGGGGCUAGGUGCCUUCUCGAACCCACGGCAGGAGACUGGCAUGGCAGCGCACCCUGCAUUCUCCAUGGGCACGAACACGGGGCCUGGUCACUACCUAGCGGAAGGCCACCUGAGCAUGAGGCAGGGCAUGGACCGGGAGGAGUCUCCAAUGACUGGAGUGUGUGUGCAGCAGAGUUCGAUGGCCAGCUCGUGACUGCACUGACAUUUGGCUGUGUGUUCCCCCCUGUGCGUCAUUUUUAAGGUGGUGUUUUUUACUACAAGGUGUGUUGAGAAUAAAAGCUGCUCACAUCAGAAGGGAGAUAUCACUGAACCGCUACUACAGAGGGAAAAAACCUUUGUUAAGAAGAAGUAUAUAUGUAAUUUUCAUCAGUUUUCUUUUGCGACCAUUAGGCACAAAAUAAUACUGCGGAAUAACCAUAGUGAGAUCGAGACAUCCAUCUUACCAUUUCACCAGUUUCAUGUAAUCCCCAUUGGGUAUUAUGUGGCAAAAAGGAGCAUUUCAGAGCAACGUUUGAAGCUGUUAUCUCAGAUAGCUAGCUGUCAGCGAUGAUGAUGCUUGGCGUCCUCUUUCACGGACCGCCUGACAUUACUGUUCCACUGGUUUGUCAUUAUUUUUGCCCUUUUUUUCCAAGCAAAAUCUCACAUGGGGAAAAAAAAGCUGCUUGUAAAUCCUGUAGCUUGACAUGGAGGGGAAGUGUUUGCGGUGAUAUUUCUUGUCGGUCGGUGUCGUGUAACUGUUCGAGGGGAGCACAUAACAGUGGAGUCCCUAUAGCGUGUGCUGGCCAGGCGGAGGUGGAUACAGACACCCAAGUGGGUCAAAGGAGAGGGAAGCACCACCCCUCAGGCUAAGAGGCCCCAAAAGUCCUGCAAGCUGCAAACGGGCCUGGCACAGACGAGAGCAGCAGCGGUGGGCAGGGAGAUGGCAAGGAACCCAGUCCAGCGAAAGGAAUACCGUCGGUGGCUGGUUCUAGAUAACCUUUUGGCCUUAUGACUCAUGGACUUGGAAUGGGAUGGAGUUGGACAUUAUCAUUUGAAUUAAGAUGGCUUUUCUCUAUUUUUCUCUCUAGACAGCCCUUAAUUAUUUAAGGAAAUUAAAACAUUUUAGAAAAAGGUAAAUAAGAAUGGUAAUUUGAGGCCUUUCUCGACAAAGAUUUCUUCUUCAGCAGGGCCCCACAUAACAGGGUCUUUAUUGUACACAACAACCUCCUAAACAUGACUUCCUUGAAAAAUCUUAGUCACUGGUAAAGGAUUUUGCAGUGGAAAGAACUAUCCCAGAGUCUACCCCUUUUUAUGUUUUCUUAUCCCCCUCCCCCUCCCCACCCUGCAUGUAGUUCCUCAUCAGAACCACCUGCACAAGUCUCUCCAUCCAAAACAUGGAAACUGAAGAAAAAAAAAGAGUUUAGUGACUGCCUUUUUUCUCCUCAAAUUAUGCUGUGAAUUUUACAAGAAUUUAUUUUCCCUUUGGAUAUGUUUUUAUACCAAAGCAGUUGUUUUAUAGCAUAUAGGUGUCUGUAACCAAUAAUGUAGCAGUUCACCACUUUUGACGCAAAGUCUAUCAAGGUCUUAUUUUAACGUCAUUACAAACAGCUGCAAUAUAUUUCGUUAGCAAAACUGGAGAGCGUUGUUCAGACCGUUGGCUAUUGUGUACUCUGGCCACAUUUGUUUGCGACCUUUUACCAAAACUGUUUCCAUAUUAAUUGGUAGAUUAUUUUGGGAGUCUUUUAAAACUUUGGUAUGUUAGAGAAUUUGGUAGUUACUCUGCAGGCUCCGGAGUAGCAAGAUAGAAGAUGAUGGGUUCGAGAAAAAAGAAAAAACAAAAAGGAGACUAAUGCGUUCUAUUUCUGUGUUGUCGUUUUUCUUUUUCUUUGCCCCAUCAUGCAUACUAUUUCAAAGGGUUUUUGCUGCCUUUCAUACAUUUGGUCAACUUGGCUACAUGUUUCUGCCGUAUAGCAAGGCUGAAUGGUUUUGUUCUUAUGUGCUAGGGCAGAGAUCCCCUAGAUUGUUGUCCUGUUCAAAGGGAAAAGGUUGUCUGUCAGCCCACAAUCAUUUUUUGCCUGGGCAGACAUGCAUGUCCUCAAAACAUUAGUCAGUAACCAGAUGUUCAUGUCUUCUCCUUUGUUUUGUUUGGGUUUUGUUUUGUUUUUACAUCAGGGAUUUUGAAGUGCUUUCUUUCUUCUGUUGCUCAUUUGACCAGCUUUGAAAUUAAGAGGAAAUAACCUGCCCACGGCCACCUGUCAAACGGAUGACAGGCCACACGUCAUGCUGUUGUCAUUGAAAGGAGAAACCAUACCAAAACCAUGCUUGGUCUUUUCCCAUAAACACCCAAUGUAAAGCUACCUAUAUUGAGACUGGGGGGUUUUAUCUGGAUGUCAAGGUUAAUUGCAAAUUUGCAAUCAUUUUUUUCCUACCCCGCCGAAUUUGAGAUAUUUAGACAUUUGCCGGUGGUUUUUAUUGCUGGCACCUCGUACUGGUACUAAACAUUCCAAAAAUAAAGACUGAAAAAGACAAAAAAAUUGACUGCAGUGACUCGUAAGUGUGCGCCUAUUUCAGAUCAUGCUGAUUGACCUCUUAUUUAGAGCAGUUGUCAUGAAAUGCAGCCCCUUUUUAAUAGUUGAAAUAGAAUUUAUGUAUAUAUUUAUAUUUUUUUAAUAAAGGAAGUAUAGAACUCACUACCUUGCUCCUGCUGGUAUGUUGAUUAUGUUUGUCAAUUUGGUGACCAUUCAUUGGGCAGGAACUCCUGUUUUCUUAGUGGCAAAACCUUGCCUUGUGGCAAAGGUACUUGACUACAUCAGGACAACACUAUGAGGUAGGGUUUGAAUCAAACAGGGAAAGCUAGAUCUUCAAACCUUAAUAAUUUUCACAGGGUAUAUUGUAAGUGCAUGUACAUCACAAACCUUACUUUUUGGUUCUAUGAGAAGCACAUGGUUGGAAAAAAAAUCUAAAAAGGUUCCAUCUUUCAUACGCCUGUUCUGUUUGUGGGUUCUACACAAACAUGUAAUCUUGUUGACAUAUCUGAACACCCAGCAGAAGUGCAAAUCCUCUUACUUAAUUUGGAUUUCUCCUUUUUUCAUUUUAUAUUUCACUUUUUUUUCACAUUUUUUGUACAUGCAACAUGCACUAUAGAAUUGAACAGCAUGGGGGAAAGGAUAAGUCCAUGUAUCCACAGAUUGUAAGAUCUAGUCAAGACUUUGCUGUGUUUAUGACAAUGCCCUUUGUAUUAUAUUAAGACAGUCUUAUGUAUGAUAUAUAAAAAGAAGUUAA
Messenger RNA from Dunckerocampus dactyliophorus (ringed pipefish), 6214 nucleotides. It is a transcript of the gene dyrk1ab, whose product is annotated as dual-specificity tyrosine-(Y)-phosphorylation regulated kinase 1A, b. NCBI's taxonomy places the organism in Eukaryota, Metazoa, Chordata, Actinopteri, Syngnathiformes, Syngnathidae. Gene Ontology annotation, molecular function: ATP binding; transcription coactivator activity; protein serine/threonine/tyrosine kinase activity. Gene Ontology annotation, cellular component: nucleus. The record is from RefSeq and is a predicted model, not a curated record. The coding region runs from base 900 to 3146 and encodes 748 amino acids. The transcript is spliced from 12 exons. Gene Ontology annotation, biological process: peptidyl-serine phosphorylation; positive regulation of DNA-templated transcription; peptidyl-threonine phosphorylation.